Molecule: messenger RNA, 585 nt
Organism: Caenorhabditis bovis
Lineage: Eukaryota; Metazoa; Nematoda; Chromadorea; Rhabditida; Rhabditidae
Source: the annotation of a GenBank genome assembly
AUGUCCAAGUUGUUAAUCCUGACUUCAAUUGCUCUUGUUGCUUUCGCGUUGUGCCAUCCGGGUGGUAAGGGACCUCACGGAGGUCACGGAGGUCAUGGAGGCCAUGGAGGUCAUGGUGGACUAGGAAAGUUCUUACCACCAUUUCUCCGAAAUGUUAGUGCAGAAGGAAGACGCGAGUACUUUGAUAUUCUGAGAAAUGGCAAUCUCACCAUCAACGAGGUCGAUGCCCAAGUCGACGAAUGGGCUUCCGCCAACGGCGUGUCGGAUCUCUACCAUGAGUUCGAAGCCAACAAAACUGCCCUCGAAGAGGAGAUCAAGCAAAAUAUGACGAAUGUUGUCAAUAAUUUGCCGAGUGUCCAAUCUUCAAUUGAGGCGGUCCUUUCGAAUAAGGACCAAACGUUCAAACAACAGAGAGAAGCUCUCGAACAGAUCAGAAAGCAAAACCCAAAGGAAGUUGAUGUAUUGGCCUUCAUUGCUUUGCCACCCAGACCAUCACCACACGGACCACCACCGCCGCCACCACCAAAGUAUCCUGAAGGUUUCGGUGGUUCAGAACUAUCCGCAAACGAGAGUGCUGACUUGUAA